Messenger RNA from Hemicordylus capensis (graceful crag lizard), 1785 nucleotides. It is a transcript of the gene WNT3A, whose product is annotated as Wnt family member 3A. The transcript is spliced from 4 exons. Gene Ontology annotation, cellular component: extracellular region. The coding region runs from base 1 to 1059 and encodes 352 amino acids. The record is from RefSeq and is a predicted model, not a curated record. NCBI's taxonomy places the organism in Eukaryota, Metazoa, Chordata, Lepidosauria, Squamata, Cordylidae. Gene Ontology annotation, biological process: neuron differentiation; canonical Wnt signaling pathway; multicellular organism development. Gene Ontology annotation, molecular function: frizzled binding; cytokine activity.
AUGGCCUUUUUUGGAUAUUGCCUGUUCUUUGCUGGGCUGACUCAAGUUCUGUCGAGUUAUCCUAUCUGGUGGUCCCUGGCUAUUGGCCACCAGUAUUCCUCCUUGGGCACGCAGCCCAUCCUCUGUGGCAGCAUCCCUGGUCUGGUGCCCAAGCAACUCAGGUUCUGUCGGAACUAUGUGGAGAUCAUGCCCAGCGUAGCCGAAGGGGUGAAGAUCGGCAUCCAGGAAUGCCAGCACCAGUUCCGCGGCCGGAGGUGGAACUGCACAACUGUCAAUGACAGCUUGGCUAUCUUUGGGCCUGUGCUGGAUAAAGCCACCAGGGAGUCGGCCUUUGUGCACGCCAUCGCUUCGGCUGGCGUGGCUUUUGCAGUGACCCGAUCCUGCGCCGAAGGGUCAGCCACCAUCUGUGGCUGUGACACGCGUCACAAGGGUCCUCCGGGAGAAGGCUGGAAAUGGGGAGGCUGCAGUGAGGACGUGGAGUUCGGGAGCAUGGUAUCCCGGGAGUUUGCCGACGCCCGGGAGAAUCGGCCAGAUGCCCGGUCAGCCAUGAAUCGGCACAACAAUGAAGCUGGAAGGACCUCUAUAAUUGACCAUAUGCACCUCAAAUGCAAGUGUCAUGGAUUGUCAGGCAGCUGCGAGGUGAAGACCUGUUGGUGGUCCCAGCCCGACUUCCGAGUCAUUGGCGACUACCUCAAGGAUAAAUACGACAGUGCUUCUGAAAUGGUGGUGGAAAAGCACCGAGAGUCCCGUGGCUGGGUAGAGACACUCCGGCCCAAAUACAACUUCUUCAAAGCGCCGACCGAGAGAGACCUGGUCUACUAUGAGAACUCACCCAACUUUUGCGAGCCGAACCCUGAAACCGGCUCCUUUGGCACCCGUGACAGAAUCUGCAACGUCACCUCCCACGGGAUAGACGGUUGCGACCUCUUGUGCUGCGGGCGUGGCCACAACACGCGGACUGAGAAGAGAAAAGAAAAGUGCCAUUGCAUCUUCCAUUGGUGCUGCUACGUCAGCUGCCAAGAGUGCAUACGGGUCUACGACGUCCAUACGUGUAAAUAAAGCAGGAUGCCCUUGGUCACAGAAAACGAACUGGAGACAACUUUUUCUGUGGGGAAAGUCGACUUCUUGAGAUUGAUUGAGUGAAAGCAAGAACACACACAUGCAAAGAGGCUAAAACCAGUCGACUAGAGUAGGUCUAAUUUCUUCUCAACGAUCACCCCUGGAGGUUAACCUCACAACUCCUGGCACACCAAGAAAUGAACAAACCAACAGCUUGACCUUCCUCUCCACAGGAAACUGUGGUGUAACUAGUCAACAACAUAGAGCUGGCCAGCAGUUUCCAGAACAUUCCGGAGUCUCCUCUUUCCUCUCUGAGUUCUCACAGCAAGACCCGUGCUAAUAAGUGUCCUUUGAAGGUUGUGUGUCUUCCUGAAACAUGGCCUGUUUGUGCAUUAUGAGCAUGGAAGAAGCUUCUAGCACAACAGCCCUUCGUUUUCCAGUCCGGCCUGUCGCACUGUAUCUCAACCGCUUAAGUUUCUGUAUAUAGAAUUAACAAGAAGUGGUUUGUUGUUGUUUUUCCCCCUCAGCUUUUCACAGGCACUGGAGAAACGCGCUAAUGACUCAUUGCUCUGUGGAGUGGCCAAACUGCUUUACCUGAACUGGGUGGUGUAGCACCUUGUAACAUAUUUGUAGGAAGUGAUGCUCCAAACAAGACUUCUGCCAUGGAAGAGGGAGACUGGAAGAGAGGUGGUAUGGUGGUGUGUGUGUGUGUGUGUGUGUGUGUGC